CACUCUAAGAAAAGCCAACUUGGCAACUAAAGUGAACCAUAUAUGGAAGAUGAGAGAAACCACAACAUAUCUUCUUCGUCUCUCCCGUCUUUUUGCAAGCAAUUGGCGAGCUCAAGUACUCUUCGGGAGAGCAUGGAACUGGACAUUCCCAUCAUUGAUCUAAGCGUUUCUAAUGAAGAGCUCCUGGUGCGUGAGGUGACGAAAGCGAGUGAAGGUUGGGGAAUUUUUCAGGUGGUUAACCACGGAAUUCCGAUGGCGCUGAUGCGGCAGCUGCAAGUGGUUGGGAAGCAGUUCUUUGACCUCCCGGAGACAGAAAAGGAAGCCGUGGCGCAAGACGAAGAUAUUGAAGGAUACAAGAAAAACUAUCUAGACGGUAUUAAGGCUUGGGACGAACAUCUCUUUCACAGACUCUCCCCACCCUCUAUCAUCAAUUAUAAGUAUUGGCCAAAACAUCCUCCCCAAUAUAGGGAGGUGAAUGAGGAUUACACAACGCAUGUGAAGAAGCUAACAAAGAAAAUUCUUGGUUGGUUAUCAGAGGGACUAGGGUUACCUUCCGUGACGUUGACGCAAAGAUUAGGUGGGGAAAUGGCACAGUAUUUGAUUAGGGUCAAUUACUAUCAGCCGUCCUCCAAAUCUGAAUUAGUCAUAGGAGGCGCUGCGCACACCGAUAUAGGUGCAAUCACACUUCUCGUCCCAAAUGAAGUUCCUGGACUACAAGUCUUCAAGGACGAAAAAUGGUUGGACGUUGAGUAUAUGGACUCAGCAAUGGUUGUUUUCAUCGGCGAUCAACUCAUGAGGAUGACCAACGGGAGGUUCAAGAACGUGCUUCACAGAGCAAUGUUGGAUAAGGAAAGAUUGAGGAUUUCUUGGCCGGUUUUUGUUUCGCCUAGGGAUGAUAUGUUGGUCGGACCUUUGCCUGAGCUUACGGGAGACGAGAAUCCUCCCAAAUUCGAGACUUUAGUUUUUAAAGACUAUACGCAGCAGACGCUCAAAAGCUGGGCGGUCGAGAAGCUUUAUAGUUUAUAAAGAAUCCUCUCUACUGAAAACCCUAGAAACCCAUGAACAAAAAAUCUCUCAAUAAAUUAUGAUGAAUUGUCCAA
Capsella rubella is the source of this 1100-nucleotide messenger RNA. RefSeq names its product probable flavonol synthase 5. The coding region runs from base 43 to 1026 and encodes 327 amino acids. NCBI's taxonomy places the organism in Eukaryota, Viridiplantae, Streptophyta, Magnoliopsida, Brassicales, Brassicaceae. The transcript has 3 exons. The record is from RefSeq and is a predicted model, not a curated record.